Scylla paramamosain (green mud crab) is the source of this 1981-nucleotide messenger RNA. It is a transcript of the gene vilya, whose product is annotated as RING finger protein 212B-like. The record is from RefSeq and is a predicted model, not a curated record. Gene Ontology annotation, molecular function: SUMO transferase activity. Gene Ontology annotation, biological process: homologous chromosome pairing at meiosis; reciprocal meiotic recombination; protein sumoylation. The coding region runs from base 158 to 1207 and encodes 349 amino acids. The transcript is spliced from 9 exons. Gene Ontology annotation, cellular component: synaptonemal complex. Lineage: Eukaryota; Metazoa; Arthropoda; Malacostraca; Decapoda; Portunidae.
GACGCAGGGAUCAGUCAGUAGGGGUUGGCAGCCAUGACGUCAACACUGCCAUGUGAAAAACUCUGAGGCGCGAAAAGUGAAUGUUGCGAGCACGUCCAGUCAUCGCACCGCUGAUGGAAGCUGUGACGGAUGUGCAAUCAGUCCAUAUGUGCUGCCAAUGACUCAGCAUAACGUUCCCUUGCACCUGCUGCUGAGAAAACUAGAUCUGGUUUUCUUUUACCGCAAGGAAGGGAGCGCUGCAGGGAUGGACUGGAUCAACUGUAACCUCUGCUGCCGCCAACCGGGAGAUGACAGGGAGAGAACUUUCACUCUCAGCAGCUGCGGCCAUAUUUUCUGUGACCUGUGUCUGGCCAGGGUGGAAUCCCGAGAGAAGUGUGCUGUGUGCUCCUCCACGUGCCAGAUGAUGCAACUCUCCUCAAAGAUGAAACCAGAUGCUGAGAUGUUCUUCCAGGAGCCAGCAACAAUGAUCAAGAAACACUACACUCUCAUCACUCGCCUCCUCGACUUCCAGAGGGACCACCGCAUUCGCCUUGUGUCUUUUCAUAGGAAGAUUGUGCAGAAGUACUGGGAGCUGGAGAAGCAGAUGGCCAUGAACAAGAGCCAGGAAGCUGAGAAAUAUUCAGCUGCCAAAAACCGCAUCCAGGAACUUGAACGUGAGGUGCAGCAGCUGCGCAGUGUUAUAGCCUCCAUGGAGGGUGGUGCCCAAGCUGGGAAGACCCCAUCACCAAAGCAAGUGUCUCCCAGUGGCACCAUGAUCAGCCCUGGCCGCCUCACAAUGGUCAAGAAGAACCACGGCCCACCACCACCAGGGGUUCGAGGUGUCCCCAGCAUCUCCCCCACACCACCCUUCGGCCCAAAGCAAGGCAGCAAUAACAGAGGGAGGGCGUUCUCCCCUGUGGCUUGUCAGUACCUCCAGCCCAGGCCGCCUGAGGGUCCCCCACACCCCAUCCCAGGUAUUGGCUACUACAAGAACAUCAGCCCUGUAAUCUCAAGGAAGAAUUCUCCAGCAAGGAGCAUGCCAGGACACAUAAGCCAGCUGCCUGCACCAGCACCCAGCCAGGGACACUCAGGCACUCCAGGAUUCCGGCCCUUCAUGCACCCUUCCCAGCCCCAGCCCCGGCUACACACUCCCACCAGCUACCCUUCACCAGACCUGUACAGCCGGCAGCCCCUUGACUUUGCUACUUACAAGAAGUACGCCAUGUGAGGCCCACCACAAGUAUGUGUGUGUGUGUGUAGUGUGGUGAAGUAUACAAAGACCGGCUGAGGGAAGACAUUUAGUUUUUAUCCUUAGACCCAAAGAGCAAAUUCUGUCUUAUGUUCUACAAAGGUUUGAUCUUUUAUAUGCUGGUCCACAUGAGUGACUGAAAAUUUAAUUGUUUCAAUGUACAGAUCUGUAAAUGUAAUGAAGAUUUUCCAUUGUUUGCUGGACUCUGUGGUCUGUUAACAGCUUAUACAAAAUGUUAUGCAGGGAAUUUGUCACAUUUCAAAUUACUCUGUAAUUAUUUCAGCCAUACAAUCAUCACAGAGAAUGCUGAAAUUUGAAUUGGAAGCCACGUCAUCUGACAAUCUAGAAACCUCUGAUGUCAUACAAAUUAUGUCUAAUGAUUUGUCCAUUCUGUUGCUGUAAUUCAAUUGUCAGAGAGCUGCCCUUUCCAAGUAAGGCAGAUAUACUCUACAGAUGUACUUACUGAUUCAUGGCUAGUGUUUAGGUACCCACCAUAAGACAUGAUAACCUGUAUUAAUCACGCAGGAAAAUGUUAACAUCAAAACUAAUGCUGUGAUGAGAUUUGUAAAAUGUCUGAAAAGCUUUGAGGGAAAAGGUCAAGCACAUGCCAUAAUACUGAGGUCCUCAGAAAAAAUGUAUUAAAACUUUACAGGUUUAUUUGUUGCUAUUUACAAGUCUGUAUUUACAUAAUCACAAAUAGGAAUAUGUAAUGAAAGAUGCUCACUGAAUCACAUUAAAAACCAUAACAAAGAA